This is a messenger RNA of Rattus norvegicus (Norway rat), 1370 nucleotides long. NCBI's taxonomy places the organism in Eukaryota, Metazoa, Chordata, Mammalia, Rodentia, Muridae. The record is from RefSeq and is a predicted model, not a curated record.
CUGGGCGUUGGGGCGGCCGGGACUCUCGGGGGCGUGGGCGGUCGCAGAUUCCUGGAGUCUGGCUGGUUGCCCCAUGAGGGCGACGGGCAGGACGGAAUGGCGGGGUACGGGGCCGGGGCGCCCCUCUAGUGAGCCCCGAGAGAGUGAGAGAGGGCUGGCUGCGUGUGGGCCCAGAAGGUGGAAAUGGCGUUGGACUUGACAUGUGCGGCCAGCGGGCGCGCUCAGCGAUUAGUGAUGAUGAACCAGGUUAUGACCUAGAUUUAUUUUGCAUACCUAAUCAUUAUGCUGAAGAUUUGGAAAAGGUGUUUAUUCCUCAUGGACUGAUUAUGGACAGGACUGAAAGACUUGCUCGAGAUGUCAUGAAGGAGAUGGGAGGCCAUCACAUUGUGGCCCUCUGUGUGCUGAAGGGGGGCUAUAAGUUCUUUGCUGACCUGCUGGAUUACAUUAAAGCGCUGAAUAGAAAUAGUGAUAGGUCCAUUCCUAUGACUGUAGAUUUUAUCAGACUGAAGAGCUACUGUAAUGACCAGUCAACGGGGGACAUAAAAGUUAUUGGUGGAGAUGAUCUCUCAACUUUAACUGGAAAGAACGUCUUGAUUGUUGAAGAUAUAAUUGACACUGGUAAAACAAUGCAGACUUUGCUUUCCUUGGUCAAGCAGUACAGCCCCAAAAUGGUUAAGGUUGCAAGCUUGCUGGUGAAAAGGACCUCUCGAAGUGUUGGAUACAGGCCAGACUUUGUUGGAUUUGAAAUUCCAGACAAGUUUGUUGUUGGAUAUGCCCUUGACUAUAAUGAGCACUUCAGGGAUUUGAAUCAUGUUUGUGUCAUCAGCGAAAGUGGAAAAGCCAAGUACAAAGCCUAAAAGACAGCGGCAAGUUGAAUCUACAAGAGUCCUGUUGAUGUGGCCAGUAAAGAACUAGCAGACGUUCUAGUCCUGUGGCCAUCUACUUAGUAAAGCUUUUGCAUGAACCUUCUAUGAAUUUUAUGGUUUUUAUUUUUAGAAAUGUCUGUUGCUGCGUCCCUUUUGAUUUGCACUAUGAGCCUGUAGGCAGCCUACCGUCAGGUAGAUUGUCACUUCCCUUGUGAGACAGACAGAUCUCUUAAAUUACCACUGUUAAAUAAUAAUACUGAGAUUGUAUCUGUAAGAAGGAUUUAAAAAGAAGCUGUAUUAGUUUUUUAAUUGGUAUUUUAAUUUUUAUAUAUUCAGGAGAGAAAGAUGUGAUAUUGUUAAUUUAGAAUAGUCUAAAGCGCUCAGUUUCAUAUCAGUAACAGCAUCUAAGAGGUUUCCCCAGUGGAAUAAACAUGUUUCAGCAGUGUGAAUCGUUGUCAACCGUUCCUUUUAAAUGCAAAUAAAUACAUUCUAAAAAUUUACAAA